Mesorhabditis spiculigera is the source of this 2895-nucleotide messenger RNA. The record is from the annotation of a GenBank genome assembly. Lineage: Eukaryota; Metazoa; Nematoda; Chromadorea; Rhabditida; Rhabditidae.
AUGUGGCGCUACGACUUUGAGAUUGAACGAGAGGGCGUUCCGCCCGUUUUCUAUUUUAGCCCAUCAGGCGCUCAGAUUGCCGCUCGACAGGCCGCGGCCGCGGCCUCCGGUGGGCACGUCAGCAGCUCGAUGAGUGGAAGUUCGCGCAAUGCUGCCAGGCAGCGCGCCGAUGACCCACAUGUCGGAAAAUAUAAGCUGCUCAAGACGAUAGGCAAAGGAAACUUUGCCAAGGUCAAGCUUGCAAAACACUCGCAGACGGGUCUCGAGGUCGCGAUUAAGAUCAUCGACAAGACAGCCUUGAACCCAAGCAGUUUGCAAAAAUUGUUUCGUGAAGUGAAAAUUAUGAAGCAACUUGACCACCCAAAUAUUGUCAAGCUUUUUCAAGUCAUCGAGACAGAGACUACUUUGUACUUGGUGAUGGAAUACGCAAGCGGUGGCGAGGUAUUCGAUUACCUUGUUGCCCACGGUCGCAUGAAGGAGAAGGAAGCCCGUGCGAAAUUUCGCCAGAUCGUCUCUGCAGUACAAUAUCUACAUUCCAAGAACAUUAUCCACCGAGACUUGAAGGCUGAAAAUCUUCUUCUCGAUGCCGACAUGAACAUCAAAAUCGCCGAUUUCGGGUUCAGCAAUCAUUUCUCCGUUGGGAACAAAUUGGACACAUUUUGUGGUUCACCGCCAUACGCUGCGCCAGAACUGUUUCAGGGAAAGAAAUAUGAUGGGCCAGAAGUUGACGUUUGGAGCUUGGGCGUUAUUCUGUAUACAUUAGUUUCCGGGUCCCUCCCGUUUGAUGGGAACAAUCUCAAGGAAUUACGAGAACGCGUCCUUCGUGGAAAGUACCGCAUACCUUUCUACAUGUCGACUGAUUGCGAGAACCUGUUAAAGAAAUUCCUUGUUCUGAACCCUCAAAGGAGAGGAACGUUGGAUUCGAUAAUGAAGGAUAGAUGGAUGAACAUUGGCUAUGAAGACGAUGAGCUAAAGCCCUACAUUGAACCGCAAAAGGAUCAACGGGACGAGGCGCGGGUCGGAAAGCUAAUUUCGCUCGGCUAUCGCAAAGAGAACAUCAUUGAAAGUUUGGACCGAGAGAGAUUUGAUGAAAUCCACGCGGCAUACUUGUUGCUUGGAGAGAAGAAGUCUGAUAUGGACGAGUUGGUCGCACCGCCGGCCCAGAAUGUGACUGCAUCAACGCAUAAUGUCGCCGGGGGUGGGGCGUCGGCUGGCAUUCAUUCCAGCCAUGGCCAGUCGCCAUCGAAAUAUUCACAAUCGGCUUCUGCACGGGUAUCUAGCACGCAGGCUGGAUCACAAGCUACGACCGCAACGCUUGGGGCCACCACCGCCAAGGAAAAAGGCCGCCGUAGUUCGCACGCUGACGCGGCCGUUAGCGGCAUGCAGCAACACAAGCCGACCGCUGGAACAGCUACAUCCGGUGUCCAGAUGCGCUCAACAACAUCGACUCGCGGGCCAGUGUUGUCGAUGCAGCCUGCACCCCAAAGCACUACAACAAAACGUAACACGCAAUUCGAUUUCGCGCCCCCGGCGGCGGGACAAGCCGGAAACCCGAGCACUGCACCUUUUGGACGGCCAGCGGCCCAAACGACUGUUGGGAGUGUUGUCAGCAGUUCGAAAAGACAGUCAACGGGUCGAGUGCCAUUGAUGACUCUUGCUGGACGGGUUGUUCCGGCUUCACAUCACAGAGAUCCGUUGACGAAUGGCUCAUCUUCUGCUCGCAGCUCAUCGUCAACUGGUCCAACUUCGGCAACGCUUAUAGCGAAGCUACCACCUCCUAUUUCGAACACUCCUGCUGUCCCGCAAGCUGCACAACUUGCUCAUAAGAUGAUACCGCCACCUGUGACUGGACUACAGAUUCCCUCGCACGAAUCCACACCAAUGCGUGGAGAUACGCCGACGGAGCUUGCUAAUCAACCGCCGAAAGACACGUCUGCCCCUCUGCCCACCCCGCCGCACGAUGUCGAACAGCACAAGCCGUCGACACUUCACCCGAGUCCAUCCAUGCCGCCUCAGAUGAUAAAGGAGAUGGACAACCUAUCACUGGAGGGAAAAAUGACGAAGAGCGCGACGGGAACAGCUCUCCCCUCGCACGGUUCGACCGCUCCAGCAUCACCCAACCCAUCGGGCCCUCUACUAUCCAGCGCCACCCGCUCGACUCCACCCCCAGCCUCCCCUUCUAAUCAGCCAGUCACCGGUGCAUCAAUCGCUCCCAACACCUCUUCACCACCCGGGUCCGCUUUUCCACGCAACAGCCGCAAUCGCCAGACAUUCCACGGAAAAACUGAACAUAACAAGGGAGGUGAUGACGGCGAUGAUUCGGAAGCUGAAGCUACUGCAACACCUGGUACUGGCAUUCAAUCGGCACAAAAGGGCGGCUUCUUCCUAUCGAAGCUUACCAAGCUCACGAGACGGGUUCCUGGUCAUGAUGGUGUGUUGAGUGCUACGGGUCCACACUCGGGACGAGCUGGAACGAUUGGUCCAAUCGCGGGGCAGGCAGCGGCUGCACAGCUCCGCGAACUGCGUGAAAAUGCUGGCCUAUUGGCCAAUAGCAACAACACGACGCCCGAGGGCUCUGCAGGUCCCAAUGACAUCAAACCGCGAUCGCUUCGGUUUACUUGGAGCAUGAAAACCACGAGCAGUCUGGCACCGGAUGAGAUGAUGAGGGAAAUCCGGAAAGUACUCGAUGCGAAUUCGUGCGAUUACGAACAACGCGAACGAUAUCUGCUCCUUUGUGUUCACGGGGAUCCCAAUACGGAUAGCCUGGUUCAAUGGGAAAUGGAGGUUUGCAAGCUGCCCCGGCUGAGCUUGAACGGCGUACGGUUCAAACGCAUCUCCGGGACCUCAAUCGGGUUCAAGAAUAUCGCAUCUCGGAUCGCCCAGGAGCUCAACCUU